Metopolophium dirhodum (rose-grain aphid) is the source of this 1536-nucleotide messenger RNA. Its product is annotated as N6-adenosine-methyltransferase non-catalytic subunit-like. The transcript has 7 exons. The record is from RefSeq and is a predicted model, not a curated record. Gene Ontology annotation, molecular function: mRNA binding. The coding region runs from base 234 to 1349 and encodes 371 amino acids. NCBI's taxonomy places the organism in Eukaryota, Metazoa, Arthropoda, Insecta, Hemiptera, Aphididae. Gene Ontology annotation, cellular component: nucleus; RNA N6-methyladenosine methyltransferase complex.
AAUAAACUCUAGUCUUCGUGAUCACGAUAAACUCAAAAAUUAUUAUUAUUUAAUACUGAUAAAUAAAACAAAAAAUUUCUGUAAAACAGAGAACAAUGUUUAAUGUUUAUGUUCAAUAUUUAAUUGAUUAUUUUAAAUUUUAAAACUGUAAUACCUAGGUUUUUUCGAAUUAUCUAUUUAAAUUUUUUUGUUGAAUCUAUUUUAUUCACAGUUUAGUACAAAGUAUCACUGCAAUGAGUGAAACAUUAAGAAUAUUAAAAAAACGAUCUAAAAAAAGAAAAAAAAUGAUUGCAAAAACAGUAAAUCAAUUGGGUUUCUCUGAUGUACAACAGUUGAGACAAGCAUUAAAUCCUUAUAGGAAGACCAAAAUGCGAAUGCGUUCAGUUAAAAAAUAUAAUGCAAUUGCAAGGAGUCCAGAAAAUACUUUUGGAGAUUCAACACCAUUUCUGAAAGGUACAAAAUCGUAUAAUCCGCACAAUGAUUACUGUCAACAUUUUAUUGAUACUGGUCAACGUCCACAAAAUUUUAUUAGAGAUGUUCACCUAAUUAAUAGAUUUGAAGAACUUCCUAAGCUAAAAGAAUUAGUUCAUCUAAAGGAUGAACUUGUAUUGCAAACUGCUACUCCGCCAAUGUUUCUAAAGUGUGAUCUGAGCACAUAUAAUUUAGAAAAUUUAAAUGUAAAAUUUGAUGUGAUACUUGUUGAACCACCUCUAGAAGAAUAUCAACAAACAUUAGGGACAACCAGAAAAAAUCUAUGGAAUUGGAAACAAGUAAUGGACUUGAAAUUGAAUGAAAUAGCAGCUCACCGUAGUUUUAUUUUUCUCUGGUGUGGUUCAUCUGAUGGUUUGGAAAAUGGCCGUGAUUGUUUACGUCACUGGGGUUUUAGACGUUGUGAAGAUAUUUGUUGGAUUCAAACAAAUAUUAAAAAAGUUAACCAUUUAAAAUACUUAGAACCAAAUGCUCUCUUCCAGCGUACCAAGGAACAUUGCUUAAUGGGUAUCAAAGGAACAGUUCGUCGAUCUACAGACGGUGAUUUUAUUCACUCAAACAUUGAUACUGAUUUAAUUGUUAGUGAAAAAAAUGAACACGGAUCAACAGAAAAACCAGCAGAAAUAUUCAAUAUUAUCGAACACUUUUGUCUUGGAAGAAGAAGAUUACAUCUGUUUGGUUGUGAUGGUACUAUACGUCCAGGAUGGCUAACUCUGGGACAAGAAUUGACUAGUUCCAAUUUCAACAUUGAUUUGUAUAAAAGUUAUUUCAUCAAUGGUCAAUUAACAACUGGAUGUACUGAUCGUAUUGAAGAAUUAAGACCAAAAUCUCCACCUUCUUUUAAUAAAGUGCCAAAAUAAAUGAAAAAUAUAUUCCUUAUAAGAAUAAAGAAUAAGGGUGUGCAGUACUGCAGUAAUAUAGUCCAAGAAGUGGUCUGAAUUGCCAGGUGAAACUUCAAUAAUAAAAUAUAGUCUAGAAUGUUGAAUUCUUCAACAGUCUUGUAUGUAGUUAAAUCAUUACACAAAUUAAACAUUAAUUUGGACAUUA